This is a messenger RNA of Carya illinoinensis, 633 nucleotides long. RefSeq lists its product as uncharacterized. The coding region runs from base 1 to 633 and encodes 210 amino acids. Gene Ontology annotation, molecular function: nucleic acid binding; RNA-DNA hybrid ribonuclease activity. The record is from RefSeq and is a predicted model, not a curated record. The transcript is spliced from 2 exons. Lineage: Eukaryota; Viridiplantae; Streptophyta; Magnoliopsida; Fagales; Juglandaceae.
AUGGUGGAGAACUUGUCACAGGAGCAGUUGGAGUUGGUGGCAACUGCUGUUGAUAGUCUAGUAGAGUUUCAACUGGCACAAGUAGCAAAAGGUAAAGGGCAAAGCAGUAGAAGUAGUGCAGUGGGGAGGAACGUGUGCAGAUGGCAGAAACCUGCACCUAAUUCAGUGAAAGCUAAUUGGGAUGCGGCAUUAAAAGAAAAGGAAGGGAAGAUGGGAAUGGGAGUAAUAAUCAGGGAUGAGGAGGGUGAGGUCCUAGCUUCACUAUGUGGCUCGAGGAAAUGGGUGUCUAAACCAGAUACAGCAGAGAUGCAGGCACUUUGGAGAGCUUUAAAACUAUGUGCAGAGUUGAACUUUGUAAAUGUAGUGUUUGAAGGGGAUGCCUUUGGUAUUGUCAAAGCAGUGAAUGGAAGGGAGGAGAAUUGGGAAUGGAAUGGACAGAUAAUUGAAGAUAUUAGAGAAAUUUUGAAGAACAGACCCAAUUGGGUAGUACAACAUACAUACAGAGAAUGUAAUAAUGCAGCACACAGUUUAGCGAGAUAUUCUUUGAAUGUAAAUGAUGAGAGUGUCUGGAUAGAAAGUGUACCUGAGGAGAUAGUGAAAACUAUCAUUCAGGAUAAACUUUGUUCUAUUUGA